Messenger RNA from Carya illinoinensis, 1112 nucleotides. Its product is annotated as zinc finger BED domain-containing protein RICESLEEPER 1-like. Lineage: Eukaryota; Viridiplantae; Streptophyta; Magnoliopsida; Fagales; Juglandaceae. Gene Ontology annotation, molecular function: DNA binding; protein dimerization activity. Bases 44 to 799 code for a protein of 251 amino acids. The transcript has 3 exons. The record is from RefSeq and is a predicted model, not a curated record.
CAUUAACAUAGAGUGUGAAGAAGGAAGUCCCGUGGUGGGAUUAAUGGCCUCAAAUAUGAAGAGAAAGUUUGAAAAGUAUUGGGAGAAUAUGGAUAAUCAGAAUAUGCUGUUGUACGUUGGGAUUGUUCUUGAUCCUCGUUACAAGAUGCGAUAUCUUGACUUUGGGUUGAGAAAAAUGUAUGCAUAUGAUCAAUCAAAAAUCAUUGAUAUGAGUUGGAAGGUGAAAAAUGCAUUUAUCCGCAUGUAUGAGGCAUACAUCCAAAAUGAAGAAGGGAGUUCUCCUCAACGCACAAGUUCCCCACGUGAAGAUGCGAGUCCUUCCACAACUCAGUCUACGAAUAGACAUGCUGCAUUGAUGGCCCAAUUUAAGCAAGAGUUACAGUCAGAAGACUCUUUGGAAAGCAGGUCAGAGGUUGAUAGAUAUCUAGCUGAAAAAUGUGAGGAUGAAGGUGAUAAUUUUGACCUACUAAAUUGGUGGAAGGUGAAUUCAGUUAGAUAUCGCAUACUUUCAAAGGUUGCACGUGAUGUACUUGCAAUACCGGUAUCUACUGUGGCCUCUGAAUCUACAUUCAGCACUGCAGGUCGUGUACUUGACCCUUUCCGAAGUAGUUUAAAUCCGAUGAUGGUUGAGGCUCUCAUAUGUGCACAAAAUUGGCUCCGUUCUUCCUCUACUCCAAUAAGCCUUAGGACUUUAAUGGAUGAAGUGGAGGAAUUUGAGAAGCAGAUAGAUAUGGGAGAACUUGUUGGGGAAUUGGCUUAUUCUGUAGAAGGAUCAAAUGAAAUGGCUACCGAGUCUUAACCCAAUGUUGAUGUAAUCAUAUCUGUGAAUCGUGAUCUCAACCUUGAUGGAGAAAUUGAUCGUGAGGAAUUUGCUAAUAGUCAGGGACUGAUUAAACAAUUACCUAAUUGUAUAAUUUGUAUUUUGUUUUGAUGUAAUUAUGUUAACUUUUAGAUGCUACUGUUGGUCUUUUUUUUAUUUUUUACGUAAUUUAUGCUAGUGUUAGUCUGUUAUAGUGCACUGUGCAUCAGUGCUUUUGAUGUAAAUUAUUAAAUAUAACUUCUAAUCUUUGAUAGUUCUUUUUUUUAAGACUUUUUAAUUUUUAGUUUUUAAA